Molecule: messenger RNA, 567 nt
Organism: Recurvomyces mirabilis
Lineage: Eukaryota; Fungi; Ascomycota; Dothideomycetes; Mycosphaerellales; Teratosphaeriaceae
Exons: 1
Coding region: 1-567 (188 amino acids)
Source: RefSeq, a predicted model, not a curated record
AUGGGCAUUGCACUUUACGAAUCGUCCUACGUGCCUCAGCGCACCGUAAGGCGUCACUUUAUGUUCUAUACGGCACGCGCUCAGCAGGCUCUCGAGCACCAGUCCUUCUUCUUUGACCAGAAGGAGAAGCUGUCUCUCAUGCUUAACACCAUUGGCGCCGAAGCAAAGGCCGCCAGCUUCCCGGCCUGCAUGGACUAUCCCGAGCUGACGGCGGCCGUCACGCAGCUACUGGAUGAAGCAGUGCUCGCCAGCACGCUUACCUUCGAUCAGAUUCAACAGGCUGGGCUGCAAAUGGGACCUUUCACUGAAAAGGUUAACAUCGUCGAGACCGUCGCGGCCGACGUCCGCAGUCGCGCCAUGGCUGUCCCAAAGACUGUCUCUCGGAAGAGAGGCAGGAGGGAGGAGGACGAGGACGAUGAAGAGAUGUCUUUCGCUUCCUACACGACCUGCAAUAAGCGCGGCAGAAGUACCGCUGCUGAUUACGACAUCGUCAUCGAGCCUGCCUACUGCGGGAACUACGCCGAGAACUUCUUGCAGACUGCGUGGUGGACGCAGGUCUGCGAAUGA